Carassius auratus (goldfish) is the source of this 2102-nucleotide messenger RNA. Its product is annotated as refilin-B-like. The record is from RefSeq and is a predicted model, not a curated record. The transcript is spliced from 3 exons. Gene Ontology annotation, molecular function: filamin binding. Gene Ontology annotation, cellular component: actin filament bundle. Lineage: Eukaryota; Metazoa; Chordata; Actinopteri; Cypriniformes; Cyprinidae. Gene Ontology annotation, biological process: skeletal system morphogenesis; negative regulation of bone mineralization involved in bone maturation; negative regulation of chondrocyte development. Bases 576 to 1160 code for a protein of 194 amino acids.
GUGUGAAUAUUUUUAUUUUUUUAACUCUACUUGCUCCUGAGCUUGAUGUGAAGUUGGCCAGUGUUUAAAGGGAGGAACUCCUGACUCUCUGUAAUUGGGACUCCAAUCAGCAGUGGGAGGCAGUUUUAAAGGCGUCUCCCUUCUCGCAGUCGCUUGUAAAACAAUGAAUGUCUUUGAGUGCGGACAAUUUUGAAUGCAGGCAGACUGACAAGCAGGGAAACUUGCGUUACCUUCCCCGGCGAUGACCCCCUGACUGAAUGUUUCCAUUUUGCUCUGAAUUUUUAUAAAGCCAUUUGAACUUGGCUACAACAAACACAUCUGCAGCAGCUUCAGAUCUGCGUUUCAAAGUCUCGGAGGAAACGGGAGCGGUGAGUCAGAGCCACGAAACGGAUUAUCGACGAUCGUUCACGGCAUCAUCACACAGCUGGUUUGCUUUACUCCGCCCGGAUCACUGUCAGCCCUGGUUACCCCGCGAAAAUAACAGAGAAAGGCAGUUUUGCGCAUAAUUCGAUUUAACUGCAUUAUUUGUAGAACUUGUGGAACUGCCCCGCAAGUGUUGAGCAACUUUAAAAGCAAUGGUGGGAAGACUGAACCUGCGGAAUGUGUGUGACGACGAUCCGCUGGAUAUGAAUUUGAAAGCUGAUCGGCCGCUGGACAGUCCUGACUCCGGUCUGCCCCCGAGCCCGAGCCCGAGCGUCUGGUUACUGCAGGGCGCCGGGGCUGGUACCCCGAUUACAGAAGACGAGAACAGAGGGCCAGAUGUGGUUCAUAAUAAUCGCCAUUUGCAUGCAUUGUCCUAUGGUGAAGGAAUUGAACUUGAUUCUCUGCCACUGAAAGAAAUAAGAUACACGUCAUCAGUGCGUUAUGAUUCAGAUCGGCACUUCAUCCAGGACGUGACCCUGCAGCCCAUGGGUUUGGGUCUGGAGAUGUGCAGCCAGACGGUGUUGGCCCUGCCUCAGAGCACCUGGAGACAUUACAAGACCCAGCUGGAGUUCCAGCCCCGUCAGCGGGUGCAGCGCUACCAGAGCACCACCAUAGUGUACCCCAAACACACCCGGACCUUCUACACCACCCAGCUCAAAUAUGACGGGCACAAGCUGACCAAGCGCUUCUUCUCUGCUGUAGAGAUGCAGGCUUCUGAUUGCCAGGCUAGUCUUUAAAAGACACACGAGCAUCUGUGCCUGAAGUUACGCCCAUAUGCACCAUAUAUAAACCACCGCCUUUCAUUCAUUGAGACCCAAGAAGGAAAAAAAGGAAACUCGGACUUAAAAUUUUGCCAUUUGGAAAGGGGAUCCCUAGACAGAUGCGCAGUUUUAGUUUGUUUUAAGCUGAAGGAAGUGUAAGCAACUGUGUUGCUCUGUUUGAAGGUUUGCUUUGGAGCAGCAUAUGGAGAUUUGUAUGUGUUUUCUCCAUCAGUUAUCAAUGGUAAUGUACAACAAUGGUUUUUAAUUGUACGUAGACAUGUGGUUGAUUUAUUUAAUGGGGUUUCAGAUAUUCUCUUCUGAUCUUGGGCCAUCGUUGGUUUGAAGGUUAGAUUUGAUUUUGGCACAUAAUUGGCCAUACAGAAAUACAUGAUUUACUAGAGAGCAAACUUUUGUCCGAUCAUAAAGUAAGUAUUAGAAUAAUGCAAUGGUGCAGUUUAGGUUUGGUUUACAAAGGUGGAUAUUCAGUACAUAUUUUUCCAUAUGUUUCUAUUUCACAGGUUCAAUCUCACUGAGCUGUAAAAGGGUAACGUUCAUAUAUUAUGGCCUAAAAAGUGUUUUCUGAAGAAACUGGGUAUGUGUCUUUGCACAGAGGGUGGUGAGUGUAUCUGGAUGAAAACAUUAAUUCCAUCUCAAACUAACAUUGUCUGUGUAUUUUACUACUGUAAUUAUCCAUAAGGACACUUAUGCUGUCAAACAUAGUUUUCUUUAUAUAAAGGCUAGCUGCCUUCCACAGCUCUGCUUGGUUUCAGGAAGUCAGUCUCUUUAUCGUCCGCAUGAAGGAAAAUGAGAAGUGGGGUCACAUUAGAACUGAACUCAGUCAUGCCCAAAACUGCAGACUGAGGCAUCUGUAGACCAGUGUCUGAAAUAAAUUAUAAUGUAAAUAACAGCAUUUCAGUU